AUGGAAACAGAUGUUGUUAAAAACACUGCUCCUCAAACAUCCAUUGCAAGAAAGAGGAGAAAGCUUAUUCUUAAAGCAAAGAGGGAUUAUCGAAACCGUGUCAGAUCAAGCAACCUCACUUCCCAUUUAAAUCAUAAUUUUACAUCUUCUGUAACAUAUGAAACCACUAUUGAAACGGCUAUGGCUAGAAAGAGAAGGAAAAUAAUCUUGGAUAACAGAAAAAGAUUGAGAAAUUUGUUCAAUACUGAAGUUAGUAGGGCUCAAAAUACAAACAACAUUGUUAGUCAAAGUCAGAACAUGGAUCAUGCAUCUACUUCAAAUUAUAAUAUGUCAAGUCCGUCCAUGGAUCAUCCAUCUACCUCAAAUCAUAAUAUGUCUGUUAAAUCUCAUUAUGAAGACAAUGAUGACUCCAACUCUGACAAUAAUUUAAAUUCUUCUAAUAGUUCCGGCUCUGACGAAGAUUCAGACCCAACACAAUUACAGGAGGCCCAUCUUCAAGAAUAUUACGAUAUUGGCGACCAAAGUUAUGAAUGCGCACACUGCCAAGCAUGUAUGUGGUACCAAGAAAAAGUGAAUAGACACAAAAUUACAGCAACUCCUCGCUUUUAUCGUUGUUGCCGUGGAGGAAAAAUUGUUCUUCCGUUCCUUGAGCAACCUCCACAAGUGUUGCAAGAUCUUCUAUUUAAUAAAACAUAUUCAGAUAGUAAAAACUACCAGGCUAACAUACGAACAUACAACGCAAUGUUCUCAUUCACUUCCCCUGGAAUGAAGUUCGACACAACAUAUUCUAAAAGAGGUGGACCCCCUACUUUGAGACUGCAGGGUCAGACCUGUCAUCGAAUUGGUACACUGCUGCCAGAAACAGGGCAACCUCCGCAAUAUGCUCAAUUAUACAUCUAUGACACGGACAAUGAAGUUGAACACAGAAUAAAAUGUUUCAAGGACAACAAAGGCAUCGAGCGACUGGUUCAUGCCAAAGCUUUUAGAAUGGCAAGGGAUGUUUUAAGGACAAAUUCUUUCACAGAUUUAAAACUCAGGCUUAUUUCUGAUAGAUCCGAAGAUGGUCGUGUUUACAACAAACCUACUGUCUCAGAAGUGGCUGCACUCAUUGUGGGAGACAUUGAUUCUGCUAAUAAAAGGGACAUCUUAAUUCAGCGCCGCAAUGGUGGUUUGCAACGAAUAGAUGAGUUUCACCCAGCAUAUUUGGCUUAUCAGUAUCCUCUUAUAUUUCCUUAUGGGGAAGAUGGUUACAGGAAAAAUAUAAUGCACAGAUAUCGCCAUGAAACUGAGGUCACUAGGAGAAACCGUCAAAGCAUUAAGGAUUGGUUUUCUUACCGGUUACAACAACGUCGCAAAGAGGCAAAAACACUACUUUACUCAAGACGCCUAUUUCAACAAUUCUUAGUCGACGGCUAUGCUAUGAUGGAAUCCGAACGACUGAAUUGGUUGAGAGAUAAUCAAUCGAAAUUAAGAGUGGGCAAAUAUAAUAAUUUGGCCGCUCAAACUGAUGGCGAUACAAGAAAUGAACACCAAAAGCGAGGAAAACGAGUUGUUCUGCCAUCAACAUUUGUUGGUAGCAAGAGAUAUAUGGAUCAACUAUAUUUUGACGGUAUGGCCAUUUCAAGUCGAUUGGGAUUCCCUGAUUUAUUUGUUACUUUUACCUGCAACCCAAAUUGGCCUAAAAUUAAAAGAGCAUUGUCAGGCACAGGUCUACAACCCCAUGAUAGGCCAGAUAUCAUUUCAAAAGUUUUCAAAAUAAAGUUUGAUACCCUCAUGGAUGAUAUUACAAAACACCAUGUCGUUGGAAAAGUGAUUGCAUAUAUGUACACCAUUGAAUUCCAAAAGCGCGGAUUGCCACAUGCUCACAUCUUGAUAUUCCUACACCCUCAGAGCAAAUACCCAACACCAUCUGACGUAGACAAGAUCAUUUCUGCUGAAAUUCCCGACCCGACUGUUCAUCCCAAUUUAUACAAAUUGGUUAAGGCACAUAUGAUGCAUGGACCCUGUGGCCUUGCUCGCGUGACCUCACAAUGUAUGAAGAAUGGACGAUGUUCUAAAUACUAUCCCAAAAAGUUUAUUGAACACACUAUUGUUGAUGCAGAGGGAUAUCCGCUGUAUAGGAGAAGAUCAAAAACCUUCACUAUUGAAAAAAAUGGCUAUGACAGAAUAACAGCAGCAGUUUCAACAAAUAGCAAUCAACCUGUUGAUGAGAUCCAACAAUAUCUCGACUGCAGAAAACCAGCUGUGGAACGUAUGUUCUAUCAUUUGGUUGGGGAGAAACCUAUAUACUAUACAGAUUAUGCACGCAUGGAAAAUGUGCUGGAAACUGCAAGUGUGACUGAAUCAAUGUUUACUGCAUGGCUGGUAGCAAAUGCUAAAUAUGAAGAGGCACAAACAUUAACUUAUGGUCAAUUUGUCUCAAAGUUUGUUUACCACAAAAAAAAAGAGAAUGGAAACCGCGGAAAAAAGGCUUCACCAUUGGACGUCUCAUAUGGGUUCCGCCAACAACUGGUGAACUGUUUUACCUGCGCAUGA
Molecule: messenger RNA, 2535 nt
Organism: Vicia villosa (hairy vetch)
Lineage: Eukaryota; Viridiplantae; Streptophyta; Magnoliopsida; Fabales; Fabaceae
Exons: 6
Coding region: 1-2535 (844 amino acids)
Source: RefSeq, a predicted model, not a curated record